AUGUCCGAUUCAGACUCUACGCUAUCCCCAGAGCCUCAGCGCACUAUUAAAAUAAUAUUCAUCUCGGAUUAUGUCUGUAGUUUUUGCUACAUCGGGAACAAGGCUCUGCAAGACGCCAUCGCCGGAUGCCAUGACUUGGAUGUACGAUUCGACGUGGAAUUUCGGCCAUUUACACUCCUUUGCCAAUCAUCAGUGCCCGAGGUACCCGAGGUGAACGGGAAAAAGGUGCCAAAUCGCUGGGAUUACCUCGUUCGGAAGUUUGGUAAAGAGCAAGCGGAAGCCAAGUGGAAAAUGGUCGAAGAAUUGGCACAGAAAGCUGGUUUACCACUGGCGGAAGACGGGAUUGUGGCCCGGUCCACCCAAGCACACAGACUAUCUGUAAAAGCUUAUAAAGUCGGCGGGCAAGAAAUGCAAGGAAAACUCAACGACAUUAUAUUUCAAGCCGUGUUCGUCGACUGCCAGGAUAUCAGUGACGUCGAGUUGCUGGCCGAUGCAGCGGAGAAAAUUGAUUUGAUGAAUAAGGCAGAGGCUACCACUUUCUUGCAAGAUACCGAUUGCAAGAACUGCGUCAAUCAAAUGAUUGACGCUGCUCGGGCGAGCGGUGUCAACGGCGUGCCCUCCAUCAUUAUCGACGGAAAAUGGGCAUUGAAAGGCGUACAAUCCACAGAGUGUUACCUUCAGGUGAGCAAGAUCAUUCACCGACCUGGCCCAACUCUUCAUUCCCCCUUACCAACUCUUACCAAUUAG
Molecule: messenger RNA, 747 nt
Organism: Suillus paluster
Lineage: Eukaryota; Fungi; Basidiomycota; Agaricomycetes; Boletales; Suillaceae
Product: thioredoxin-like protein
Exons: 5
Coding region: 1-747 (248 amino acids)
Molecular function (GO): oxidoreductase activity
Source: RefSeq, a predicted model, not a curated record